Messenger RNA from Hirsutella rhossiliensis, 1623 nucleotides. RefSeq names its product arrestin. The record is from RefSeq and is a predicted model, not a curated record. Bases 1 to 1623 code for a protein of 540 amino acids. Gene Ontology annotation, cellular component: cytosol; cytoplasm; plasma membrane. Lineage: Eukaryota; Fungi; Ascomycota; Sordariomycetes; Hypocreales; Ophiocordycipitaceae. The transcript has a single exon. Gene Ontology annotation, molecular function: ubiquitin protein ligase binding; protein-macromolecule adaptor activity. Gene Ontology annotation, biological process: ubiquitin-dependent endocytosis.
AUGGCCAUCCGCAUCGCCCUCAACAACCAGCCCGAGUUCUACACAAACCUCGACCAUGUCUCGGGCCGCGUCGUCCUCGGCCUCAACCGCCCCGAGCAGGUCGGCAGCAUAGUCGUCAAGCUCGAGGGCGAGGCCACCACCGCUCUGCAGGUCCCCAGCGUCCCCGACGCCGCCGGACGCCCGCCCGCCCCGAUGCCCGGCCCGCCCGGCAGCGUCGUCGCCGAGAACCACAAGAUCCUCUACCGCGUCCAGCAGGUCUUCCCCGACGACUACCACUCCAGCACCAGCAGCCCCUACGGCGCCUUUCCCCUCCUGCCCGGCGAGCACGAGUUCGCCUUCGACUUCAAGCUGCCCAUCAACAACGCUUGCAGCGACCCCAUGGCCAUGUCGCGCAUCGGCGGCUUGGGCUCCGGCGGCGGCCUCUUCGGCAUGGGUGGCGUCCGCGUCAUGGAUGGCAGCAAGCAGCUCUUCCUCAAGCACGUCACCCGCACCCUGCCGCCCUCCCUCACCGGCUUUCCCAUGGAGGCCGAGAUCCGCUACUACAUCAAGGUCACCGUCCAGCGGCCGGGCCUCCUCAAGGAAAACUGGCGCUUGCAGACGGGCUUCAAGUUCCUCCCCAUCGAACCACCCAGGCCCGCGAGGACCGGCCAGGAGACCUUUGCCCGGCGCCCAUUCACCUUUCGCGCCAAGUCCCCGGCCUUGGCUGAGACGAAACACACCUUCUUCGCGCCCAAGCCAGAGAAAGAGUCGCCCGGUGGUGGAGGCGGCGAUGCAUCCACGCCGUCGAUCGAAAUGUCGGCUCGGCUACCACACCCUCCCGUCUUCACCUGCAACCAGCCCAUACCUCUGCGGCUCAUCGCCAAGAAACUCGUUGACUGCCCCGAACAGGUCUACCUCUCUUCCUUCCAGAUGGACCUCAUCGGCAUCACCGAGGUCCGAUCACACAGCAUCUACCACAACAGAACGAACCGCUGGGUCGUGACCUCAAGCUCAAACCUCACCAUCCCCCUCACCUCGUCGCCGCACGACGAGGUGGGCCACGAGCUUGUCAUUCCCGACGACUUGUGGACGAAUCGGCCUCUGCCCAACACCAUUGCGCCGUCUUUUGUCGCCUGUAACCUGUCGCGCCGAUACGAGCUUGAGAUUAGGCUUGGUUUGUCUUGUGGGAAGCCAAAGACGGGCUUCCUGGGAAAGGACCCCUUCACCAACGCCCAAACCAUAUUUCUUCCCCUCCAGUUCGCUCACGUAGACGUUUACUCGGGCAUCACUCCGCCGCCGGAGCUGGUUCAAGCCGCUGCAAAUGGACGGCCGGGAAGCACCAUCCUGAACAUCCCGCCACGUCUGCCUCCCCGGACCUCGGUCUCUGACCUGAACUCGGCCGCUCGGCCACAGUCCCAACACCAAGCCCCGCCACAGCCCCCGCGCCCUCCGACCGACCCAUUGUAUCCACCUCAGCUGGCCCCUGGACAAACAGCGGCACCUCAAGACGACGCACCGCCGAGCUAUGACGAAGCCAUGGCCGAAAACCUGUCUGGGCCAUUCGAUGGGGCCCAGGCCAGGCCGGCAUACAGCGGGGUGACAAACGAGAAUGGCCCGAGUCAGAUGCCCGAGAAGAGCGGAUAG